AUUUCCUUAUUAAUUCUCAGGAUCAACACUGCUACUUCCACAACUCUCAUGGCCUCUAGAAAUGAGUCAUCUGAUACUCUAAGGAACAAGUGUGCAGCUUGCUUCAGACAAUUCAACAAAAUGGAACACCUAGUGGAGCACAUGAGAAUCUCCUAUCACUCAGUUCAUGAACCCAUUUGUGGAAUCUGUAAGAAACACUGCAGAUCCUUUGAAUCCUUGAGGGAACAUCUUAUAGGUCCACUGCCUAAGCAAGAAUGCAAAAUUAUUUUCGAUGUCGUAGGAUGCAAAUUUUGCUUGACCAUCCUUGAUAGCUACAAUUCUCGCAUGAUUCAUCAAGGAAGAUGCCAACUUUCAAAUGUUAAUGCUGGACUGAUUGCUCGCAUGCCUAACUUAGGCCUGCGAGACAACUUGACAAUUGACAGUGGCUACACAAGAGGUCCUCAAGUAGUUGCUCUUGCCUGCAAAAUGGUAGGAGGCGGCAAUGAUGGCUCUGUAGACCUUUGUGGAAGGAUUUGCCUUAUUGAUGAGAACGAAAAUAUAAUCUUCCACACUUAUGUAAAACCACCAGUUCCUGUUGCCAAUUUCAGGUAUGAAAGUAGUGGCAUUCGGCCUGAGUACUUAAGGGAUGCAAUGCCACUGAGGUUGGUUCAAUCCAAGGUUCAGAACUUCCUUUGCAAUGGAGAACCCUUGUGGAAAGUUCGACCCAGAGGAGGAAAAGCAAGGAUUCUUGUGGGUCAUUGUUUGGACCAUGACCUUGACCUUUUACAACUAGAAUAUCCAGCUAUGAUGAUCAGGGAUACAGCAAAAUAUCCUCCAUUGAUGAAAACAAGCAAGCUCAGCAACUCACUCAAGUACCUAACACAGGCCUAUCUUGGGUAUGAUAUUCAAACUGGCAUUCAAGACCCUUAUGAGGAUUGUGUUGCAAUAAUGAGGCUUUACAUGAGAAUGAGAUCCCAAAAGCAUGCACCAGAAGAUUACCCACUUGCUUCAGAUCCACAAAAUCGAAACAAUUUUGCUUCAUGGAGGCAAGCUGAGCUUGAGAGGAUGAGCCCAGAAGAAAUGCUUGCAAUAUCAAGGUCUGAUUACUAUUGUUGGUGCUUGGACUCCUAGAGGAAAUGGAUGUUAAUCCUAAACAAUGGAGCUAAAAUCCUUCAACACAUAUAUGAUAUAUAUCAGUCCAAUGGUGGAAAGAAUUACCAUAAUUAUCCAAUAUUUAUUACAGCUAGGAAAAUAAUUAAUAAAUUGGAAAUAUAUUAUAUGCAUAUUUCCAUGAGCUACUUAAUUAAUUAUUCUGUAGUAAUCCAUGCAGCUGAGUUUAUGUGCUAAUGUAUAUGUUUAUAUAAAAGCUCUU
Manihot esculenta (cassava) is the source of this 1351-nucleotide messenger RNA. RefSeq names its product RNA exonuclease 4. The transcript is spliced from 7 exons. NCBI's taxonomy places the organism in Eukaryota, Viridiplantae, Streptophyta, Magnoliopsida, Malpighiales, Euphorbiaceae. Gene Ontology annotation, cellular component: nucleus. Bases 49 to 1110 code for a protein of 353 amino acids. The record is from RefSeq and is a predicted model, not a curated record. Gene Ontology annotation, molecular function: nucleic acid binding; exonuclease activity.